Trachemys scripta elegans is the source of this 1855-nucleotide messenger RNA. Its product is annotated as P-selectin-like. Bases 118 to 1650 code for a protein of 510 amino acids. NCBI's taxonomy places the organism in Eukaryota, Metazoa, Chordata, Testudines, Emydidae. Gene Ontology annotation, biological process: response to cytokine; heterophilic cell-cell adhesion; leukocyte tethering or rolling. Gene Ontology annotation, cellular component: membrane; external side of plasma membrane. The transcript has 12 exons. Gene Ontology annotation, molecular function: oligosaccharide binding; sialic acid binding. The record is from RefSeq and is a predicted model, not a curated record.
UUCUGCACACAUGAAAGGAAGUGCUGCAAGACACAGCCAAGUAGAGAGCUGGUUUAAGUCGUCUCGGUCCAGGGAUUGAGCGAGAGGAGAGUGAAGGCUGGCAGGUCGGCACUGGAGAUGGGCAGCACUGUAGGACUCCGCUCCAGUCCAAGGGCUUGGGGAUGUGGCUGGAAUGUCGCCCGACUCCUGUGCUUUGCUGCCAUUUGCUGGGUGCUCGGGACUCAGAUGGAAGUGGGAGCCUGGACCUACCAUUAUGGUAACAAAUCUGAUUACUCAUGGGAGCUGGCCAGAAACUUUUGCAGGUCAUUCUACACUGACCUUGUAGCAAUCCAGAACCAGGGGGAAAUUGUUUAUCUCAACAAUGUCUUACCCCGCCAUAGAACAUACUACUGGAUUGGGAUACGAAAGAUAAACAAUGUCUGGACCUGGGUUGGUACCAACAAGGCCCUGACGAAAGAGGCUGAGAACUGGGCUAACAAGGAACCCAACAAUAAAGGGAAGAACCAAGACUGUGUGGAGAUUUACAUAAAGAGGGAUCAUGAUGCUGGAAGAUGGAACGAUGAGAACUGCCAAAAGAAAAAGAGGGCGCUGUGUUACCAAGCGUCUUGCCAGCGUUCCUCCUGCAGCCAGCGUGGUGAGUGUGUGGAGACCAUCGGGAACUACAGCUGUGAUUGCUACCCUGGUUUCUACGGGCCUGAGUGUGAACACGUUGUGAGGUGCAAAAACCUUGACCCCAGGCCUGACUGCAGUCAUCCCCUGGGGGAAUUUAGCUACAAUUCCACAUGCAAGUUCCAGUGCCAGGAGGGGUUUGAACUGCAAGGGCUGGACACGUUGCAGUGCUUGGCAUCGGGGAACUGGACAGCAGCAGCUCCAGAGUGUACAGCUGUCAAAUGCCCAGCGCUGGCCACCCCGGGCAGGGGCCAGUUAAACUGCACUCACUGGCAUGGAGACUUCACGUAUAACUCCACCUGCACCUUCUCCUGCGAGAUGGGAUUUGUGCGGAAUGGAUCGGAGACACUGGCGUGCACAGCCCUGGGACAAUGGACAGUGCGUCCCCCACUCUGUGAAGCUAUCAAGUGCCCAGUGCUGGAUUCCCCGGGCAGGGGCCGAUUAAACUGCACUCAUUGGCAUGGAGACUUCACAUAUAACUCCACCUGUGCCUUCUCCUGUGAGACGGGGUUUGUGCGGAAUGGAUCGGAGACACUGGAGUGUACGGCCCUGGGACAAUGGACAGGGCAUCCCCCGCGCUGUGAAGUCAUGAGAUGCCCCAAGCUGAGGGACCUAGAGCCAAUUCUUAUGAAUUGCUCCCACCCUCUGGAAUCCUUCAGCUAUGGGUCAGUGUGUCGCUUCCGCUGCACUCAAGGCUACUUCCUCAAUGGGACGAGCAGGGUGCAGUGCCAGCCUGAUGGGCACUGGUCAGACAAGAUGCCUGCCUGCCAAGAAGAGGCUGCUCCCUAUUUCAAGCAAGUCCUGCUUUACAUGGGUGGUGGAGCUGUGGCCCUUGUGGCCCUGUUGCUGACAGGAAUGUUCAUAGCUCUGCUAAUCAAGCGUCUCAGUAACAAAGAGGAAGAAAAAACACUGCUGAAUCCCACCAGUAACCUAGGAGCACCUGGUGUCUUUACAAAUGCAGCGUUUGACUCCAACUUUUAAGCUAAAGCAGAAGAUGCCCCCAGGAGAGAAGAUCACUGGAAGGAAAAGGACCUGAAGAUGGUACUCAUGCCUCAAUCCUUUUAGAAGCUGUUUUUAUACCUUACUCCCCAGCUCAGCUCUGCCAUCAUCCAGCCCAAGAACUCACAGUCACUGACAGUCAGGGAUUAAACUAACUCUGGUGCACACAUCCAGUUCUCAUCUGAAA